CGAAGUUUUUAUGAUGCGUUCAACUACUGCAGAUGCAACAAUUGAGUGCUUACGAGAUGUUUUCGCUCGUUUUGGGUUCCCUGAGACAAUCGUGUCGGAUAACGGCCCACAGUUCACGUCAGAGGAGUUCAAGCAGUUUGUAAGGGAGAUGGGUUGCCGACACGUGCAAACAGCCCCCUACAAUCCCAGCACCAAUGGACUUGCGGAGCGUUUCGUACAGACCCUGAAGAACGCGCUAAAAAAGGAUGACGUGCAUCAACCUAUGAAGGUAAAGCUCAACAAGUUUCUGCUCGCUUAUCGCAACACGCCCCACGCUACGACACACGAGGCACCAGCCAACUUGUUGUUGGGGCGACGUUUGCGCACCCGCCUCGAUGUACUCAAACCCGCCGUGGGGGAAAGGGUGGCUUACAAUCAGUUCAGACAGACGGUGAACCGACAGUGUCGUGUGCGUGACGUGAGUGUUGGUGAUCAUGUACUUGCACGAAAUUACAGGGGACAGCCCAAAUGGGUACCAGCUGUGGUGAUGGCUCAAAGUGGACCAGUGUCUUUCAGGGUACGAGCGUCGACAUCUUCAGGAUGCUUCGAGUGGCGGCGCCACAAGAACCAGCUACUUCAAGGCACGGCAGGGCUUGCCGAAGACGUCGCGCAAGACGACGGUUUCUCCGUGUGGCCACAGAGUGACACCGAACCGGAGCCAGCACCUUCAUUGCCUGCAGCUAGGGUUUCGCCUUCACCACCGACGUUGCUGACAGACACUUCUCGAGGCGACCUGGAUCGGCGCUACCCGCUACGAAAUCGCCGACCGCCUGAUUGGUUCUGAGAGGGAACGUGAACUAUUAGCUUCCGAAUAAAAGCAGAGGAAGUGUGGUGUUCGCGAUAGCACACCUGAUAACCGAACUGUCGUUAGUGCGCAUGCGCCCACUAGUGCUUAAAUGGUAACGCUCAAAGCACUGUCCUCCAGUCCCGUGAUGUAACCCCAGUCGUACGCUUCGGCAAUAAACGCUGUUGUUUGCCCGUUGGACCCUUGGC
Molecule: messenger RNA, 1032 nt
Organism: Rhipicephalus microplus (southern cattle tick)
Lineage: Eukaryota; Metazoa; Arthropoda; Arachnida; Ixodida; Ixodidae
Source: RefSeq, a predicted model, not a curated record